Messenger RNA from Hyla sarda, 2138 nucleotides. It is a transcript of the gene ARGLU1, whose product is annotated as arginine and glutamate rich 1. The record is from RefSeq and is a predicted model, not a curated record. Gene Ontology annotation, cellular component: nucleoplasm; mitochondrion. The transcript has 5 exons. NCBI's taxonomy places the organism in Eukaryota, Metazoa, Chordata, Amphibia, Anura, Hylidae. The coding region runs from base 124 to 981 and encodes 285 amino acids. Gene Ontology annotation, molecular function: cadherin binding.
CUUGUGCCGCGCAGGAUUGUGGGGCUUGCUGUGAGUGGCGCAGAGUAGAAGCGGCCGCCAUCUUGUCCUCGUCCAUUGAUUUGUGUAUUCAGGCCUCUGGUUGCAUAACCACCGAGCGGAGAUAUGGGGCGGUCACGUAGUCGGAGCUCAUCCCGUUCUAAGCACGUCAAAAGCGGCAAGCACAAUAAGAAGCGCAGCCGCUCCCGGGAGAAGGAGCGAGUGAGGAAACGCUCUAAAUCCCGGGAGGGCAAGAGGAACCGGAGGCGGGAGUCCAGAUCCAGGUCCCGCUCCAACACGGCGGCUCGCAGGGAGCGGGAAAGACCGGUGACUCCGCCUGACCGCAUCGAUAUCUUCGGGCGGACGCUUAGUAAGAGGAGCAGCCUGGACGAGAAGCAGAAGCGGGAGGAGGAGGAGAAGAAGAUCGAGUACGAGCGCCAGAGGCGGAUGCAGUAUUACGGCUCCAACAACUGGAUCUCUUUGGAUUCUGCUGAAACAAACUCAAAAAGUAGACAACAAGAAAUUGAAGAAAAACUGAUAGAGGAGGAAACGGCUCGACGCGUGGAAGAGCUUGUCGCCAAGCGCGUGGAAGAAGAGUUAGAGAAAAGGAAAGAUGAAAUUGAACGAGAAGUUCUUCGGCGGGUCGAGGAGGCUAAGCGCAUCAUGGAAAAGCAGUUGCUCGAAGAACUCGAGCGACAGAGGCAAGCCGAGCUUGCUGCACAAAAAGCCAGAGAGGAAGAAGAAAGAGCAAAACGUGAGGAACUGGAGCGAAUACUUGAAGAAAAUAACCGUAAAAUUGCUGAAGCCCAGGCUAAACUGGCUGAGGAGCAAUUGAAAAUUGUUGAAGAACAAAGAAAAAUACAUGAGGAAAGGAUGAAACUUGAACAAGAGAGACAGCGACAACAAAAGGAAGAGCAAAAAAUUAUAUUGGGCAAGGGAAAGUCGAGGCCGAAAUUAUCUUUCUCAUUAAAAAGCCCAGAUUGAUUCUAGCCUAUGAACAUUGUCCUAACCGAGCUAAGACUAUGUAUGGUAGCUUCAUGUUGAAGUGUCUUUUUUUUUUUUUUUUUUUUUUUUUGUCUGGAAUAUCAAAUAUCAUUUCUCAAAGGGGCUGUGCUCUCAAUUCCGUAAUGUAGGUUUCAUUUUUUAUACAGUAUAUAGGUAAAACAGCUAUUGACUAAAUAAAAUUUCUGUUAAAUCCUUAUCAGAUUAAUCUUUUUUAUAAUGUUUCAUAAUUUUUCUGUCCGUGUAAACAUGGACUAGGUUCCCUUAAACUGCUUUCCAUGAUCUGGUAAGGAUUUAACCUCCCCUGAUUCUAGAUUUUUUUUCACAGAAGAACAUAGUUUGGUCUGAUCUUUUACAAAGUAUUGACUGUUUGCAUCCAUGAAUUGCCACAGUAUUGUUGGAACUUUGUCCCGUAUUGUAAAACCAGUGUCCCCAUGGUGCUGUUCCACUUGCACUCGAUGUCCCGGUACAGGUAAGGAUACAGAUAGUAAAAGGAUUCCCUUCAAAGUUUACCUAGUUCAGUAUUGUCAGUACACAGUUGUUUUUAACUACUUUGAUGCAACCCUAUCAGAUUUUUCCACAGUGUAAAUACAUCCAUUUGCUGAAUAAAGUCUUAAAUGCCUCAUGUAUGUCACAUAUGUUGUGAAUGUUUAAAAGGGAUUUUCAUUGGCUCAUCUACAUUCAUCACACACUGUAUUUUUGUAGAGAAGCUUAAGAUGAAUUUUUUUUUGUUUCUGCUGACUACCGUAUUAGAUGCUGUAUCAUGUUUAAGCAGCUGGUUGAUGUCGCUGCCUGCGAUAAAUGCCUGAAUACCUUCCACUUUCUAGUAAUAACCUAAAGAUGCAUGCGCAAGCAAUCAAGGAAAUUCAGCCUCUUCAGUACAUUCCCUGUUUUUGAGCAUAACAAAUGUUCAGAAAGUGAAGAGCAAACCUUGGAGAAGCAAUAAAGCUACAAGUCCCACAAAUGUUCAACGAUUAUCAUUUUUUUCCCCUCACAAUACUGCAGUACAUGUGUUUUUUGUUGGAGAAAAUCUCUGGACUGAUCUUUUCUGCAAAAAGGAUUUAUUUUUAGUGUUCUUUCUCUAGAAACCUGCAAAAUAAAUGGGCAUUAGUUUACAAUAAAGGCAAACCCCUUCUGUC